Cadophora gregata is the source of this 2912-nucleotide messenger RNA. RefSeq names its product 1,4-beta-D-glucan cellobiohydrolase cel6c (gene CEL6C). The transcript is spliced from 5 exons. Gene Ontology annotation, molecular function: hydrolase activity, hydrolyzing O-glycosyl compounds. Bases 1541 to 2734 code for a protein of 397 amino acids. Gene Ontology annotation, biological process: cellulose catabolic process. Lineage: Eukaryota; Fungi; Ascomycota; Leotiomycetes; Helotiales; Ploettnerulaceae. The record is from RefSeq and is a predicted model, not a curated record.
UAACAGGUGCAAGACAUUUGUUGACAUUCCACUUGUCAUGUUGUUAGCAGGUUCGAAUGAGGCCUGCUGAGUCAUUAGCUGGCUUACUGCCCCAUAACGCAAUGCCAGCGCGCUCUAACACAAGAGGAAUCAAGUCCUCGAGCACUCCUUGAACACCGUGUUACACAUUGAUUAAAGAGUUGCCGUCUGAAACACGUCCAGUUAACUGUUCAGGGCCGAUUUGAGAGACGGACUUUUGUUUGCUUGACAAGGAUGAUCGCGGAUCUACACUCUAUACAAUGUACAUCUCAAGUGAGACAAAUUGGUAGAUUUGUCAGUCAGUGACAUACGAGACUUCCCGAACUACUUUCCCUCAUCAAGGCUCUGGACAACAAGAUUCAUUGCCGUGAAGAGAGGCAGUGGUGGCAACAUCUCAUGGAUUUCUGGAGCCCGCAGGUUUUCCCCAGACCAAUCUUGGAUUUGCGCGUGCAAAGUUCAGUUGUGUCGCCACCAACAGCAGUGGUGCUUUUGAGGGGUUAAUAUACUUGUCAUUGUGUUCUCAUCUACAGGAUCCAAUGAAUGCCAUGACCAAAUUGUGUCUUAUACGACUCGCUCUCCCCUUUGACGAUGGCCCGCUUCAUCCGAGAUUUCGUGACAUGCGCAAAGUCAGUUGGGAGGAGAAACAGCUAUGCACCCCGCAAUCUAGUCAAGGGGUAAAUUGGGAAGCAGUUCAUUUGACCCUGGCACGGCACUUCAGAUACUAAGUCUCGAUUGGUUGGUGAUCAAAACAUCCAGAGCCAAGUCUUACUAGAUAAAGUACAUUAUUAUGGAGGGUGUGGGGUAUGGCUGAACUACCAGCCGAUCAUCUGCGGGUGGUUUAAAGGACUCUAGGCAAAAUAGCCUUGUUCUAACCGCACUCCUUCCUCAUGCUUACAUGCAUUGUUCGGUUGCUCCAUUUUGAGGUUCGUUUCAAUUGUGAUGAUUAAGGAUUGCUACUAAGCCUCGAAUAUCUUCCAUUCUCCAACAUUGAGCUUUGUCUUUGCCGCCUUAAACUGAUAUUGUGUCCAGAAACUCGUCUCUAAGCAAAGUACCUAGGUGACUCGCUCUCAGAACCCUCUGCUAUUACAUGUACUUCCUCUGAGUUUUGAAUCCAUAUUGAACGUACAUUUGCGCCACCAUUCAUUUAUCAGCCCGUUACUCUAGGUUGUUCUCAGCGAUCCUCAUUUGUCAGAUGUCUAAAAGAUCCUGCUAUUAAUGCUUGCAGUGUUCGGGCAGAAAGGAUCGUUGAUCCGUUCGUCGCGAAAGAUACAGCGGAACAUCUCACUUCCUCUUUAGAUAAAGUUUCUUGUCCUAAGGGUCACAAGGACCAGAAAGUUAUAUAUCCGUUACUAUCGGCCCUGGCGUUCCUGAUCCCGUUCAGCCAGUGGAAUAAGUUUUCUUUCGCUAGCAAGGUAUCCCUAGAGCUUUGAGUAUAAGACGAGCCACUCCUCGGUUUUGUCAUAUCUUUUUCGGCGCCACUUCUUCAUCACAACUUCUUCUUUACUUUCUUAAAUCUACAAAAAUGAAGUACUUUUUUGGUCUCGCUGCUUGUGCAGCGCUUGCUCUUGCAGUUCCAGCUCCUACGGAGACUAUUGAGAAGAAGGACAACAUCCAGGCCCGCGCUGCCUGUGCUUCCAAAGUCACACUUGCUGCUGGAUCAAACCCAUUCGCAUCUCGCACACUUCAUGCCAAUUCAAUCUACGCCGCCAAGGUUGCCGAUGCUGUUGAAGCCAUUAGCGAUGAAUCGUUAAAGAAGAAGGCUGCCGCCGUAGGAAAAGUUGGUACCUUCUUGUGGAUUGAUACCAUCUCUAGAAUUUCCGUCGUUGCCCCGACUCUUGCAGAGACCCCGUGUGGUGAGAUCGCUGGUCUCGUUAUCUACGAUCUCCCUGGACGUGACUGUGCUGCCAAAGCGUCCAACGGAGAGCUUGCGGUCGGAGAAUUGUCCAGAUACAAGACGGAGUACAUCGACCCAAUCGUUGCUGCUAUCAAGGCAGCUCCCAAUGUUGCAAUUGCACUAGUCAUCGAGCCUGACUCCCUUCCAAACUUGGUUACCAACUCCAACUUGACAACAUGCCAGGCUUCCGCCACAGGGUAUAAGGAAGGUGUAGCAUAUGCCUUGAAGAACCUUAAUCUUCCCAAUGUUGCCAUGUACAUCGAUGCUGGUCACGGUGGAUGGCUCGGAUGGGACGCCAACCUUAAGCCUGGUGCUGAGAUGCUUGCUGGCGUCUACAAGAACGCCGGAUCUCCUAAGCAAGUAUUUGGUGUCGCCACUAACGUCGCGGGAUGGAAUGCAUGGUCGAUGAAGCCCGGAGAAUUCGAGAGUGCCGCUGACGCCAAAUAUAACAAGUGCCAGGACGAGAAGCGCUAUAUCGCGGCAUUCAGCCCUGCCCUUAAGACCGCAGGUAUGCCCAACCACGCCAUCAUCGACACUGGCCGCAACGCCGUUCAAGGCCUGCGUCUCGAGUGGGGUGACUGGUGCAAUGUCAAUGGUGCUGGCUUCGGUGUCCGACCUACCUCGUCCACGGGUGACUCUCUUGUCGAUGCAUUCGUGUGGGUCAAGCCUGGUGGAGAGUCCGAUGGUGUCAGCGAUCCCAGUGCUCCCCGUUACGACUCGUUCUGUGGUCAUGCCGAUGCUUUCACUCCUGCUCCGCAAGCUGGAGAGUGGAACCAGGCCUACUUUGAAAUGUUGGUCCAAAACGCUAAGCCAUCGUUCUAAAUCAUGCCAUCAUCUUGUACAUAUCAGAUGGCAAAGCCACUCAUUCCCUGGAGCGUACUGAAAAUGUGGAGAAGUUCAUUCGUUAUGGUGAGAUGGGUCUUUGGGUGAGAAAUUGGUGGUUGUGAAAGGUUUAUACUGUAUAUAGGCUAUUCAAUGCACAUAGUUAAUAAACCAAGCC